CCCUCUCAGGCUCCCAGCAUUCCAAGAUUUCUUCUUCCUUCAUCAUUAUUAUAUAAAGCACCAGCCUCCUCGAAGAUCUGAGAUCUUAUUAUUAGUUCUUUCAAUUUGAAGCGGUUCUUUUUCAAUUCUUUGUUGAUUUUCAUUCAUCUCUUGGUUCGGGAUUGUUUGUGAAUGGUGGAAAUUCUGAGUAAUUUGUUAAUGAUCUCCCCCUCGACUUCUUCUCCAAGAAGGGGGGUCUCCGUUUCUUCUUCGUUCUCUUUUGGCUCCUGCAAGGAAGGCUGGUACUACCGCUGCCUAGGCGUCGACCCUUAGAUUUACUGUUGUUGCUCGCUUGUGAUUUUGUGUUUUUUUUCGUUUUGGUUUUCUUAUUUUCCUUUCGAACCGGAUUGUUGUUUCUUCGAUUCGUAAUACUCUUUGUUUUUGUUUCUCGAAAGAAUUGGAAUUGAGUUACUCAUAUAUUCAUUCGAUAAGGAUUUGAUUUAUUGAUUGAUUGAGUAAAAAUGUUGCUUUACAAGCCGAAGAAGAGUCAGGUAGGGAAGGGCGGCAACCGCCUUUUGUUAAACAUUACUGUGCUCGGAAGCGCCGGCCCUAUCCGGUUCGUUGUUAGUGAGGGAGAACAUGUGGCUUCUGUGAUCGAUACCGCCUUGAAAUCUUACGCUCGGGAGGGUCGCCUCCCGGUUCUCGGGUCGGAUGUAAACAACUUUGUUCUCUAUUCCCCCAAUGCUGGGACCGAAGCUCUGAGUCCAUGGGACAAUAUUGGUUCGUUUGGGGUUCGUAACUUUGUGCUGUGCAAGAAGCCGCAGUCUGAGAGAAGAGUUGAUGGAGGAAGAGAGGCAGCAGCAUAUGUUCGCAAGGGGUCUGGCAGCUGGAAAUCUUGGUUCAAUAGGUCUCUCAGUCGCAAGAUCGUGUCACAUUGAGAACCCCACUAGACUUACCACAACAUUAUUGUGGUGGUGAUGAUGAUUCUGUGUAGAAGCCUUUGAAGGUUUUACAUACAUAGGCUGCUUCAAGUGUGCCUUUAAUUUCUUUUUAUUGAAUUCAAUAAGGAUGAUGUCCAGGUGUGCUGUUUGUUUUGCUUUGUUAAAUGCUUCUGUUGCUAUGUUGACAUUGUUCACUAACAUUUGUUAGUGUUCAUCAUCCGUAAUAAAAUGUUUUACAUUUUGAUUCCA
Molecule: messenger RNA, 1169 nt
Organism: Ipomoea triloba (trilobed morning glory)
Lineage: Eukaryota; Viridiplantae; Streptophyta; Magnoliopsida; Solanales; Convolvulaceae
Exons: 2
Coding region: 501-917 (138 amino acids)
Source: RefSeq, a predicted model, not a curated record